AUGGGAUACAAUAUAGGGUUGAGGCUCAUCGAAGAGUUUGUGGCUAAGACGGGAGCUCAGAGAUGCCAGACGUUCAAAGAAACAGCAGAAAUAAUCUCCAAAGUGGGCUUCAAGAUAUUUUUAAACAUGCAGCCCGUAGUGACCAACUGGAGUCAGGACGGAAAGUCGUUUUCGUUGAUAUUGGUGGACAAUCCGUUGGCCGAGUUUGUAGAAUUGCCCGUGACAAGCGAUAGUAAGAUCAACAAGGAAUUGUGGUACUCACAGAUAUUGUGUGGUGUUUUGAGAGGAGCUUUACAGAUGGUGCAGCUUGAUGUUGACGUUUGGUUCGUUAAAGACGCUUUAAGAGGUGAUGAACAGACAGAGCUUAGAUUGAAGCUCAAUAAAAUCUUGAAAGAUGAAGUACCAGCCGGUGAAGACUAA
Debaryomyces fabryi is the source of this 420-nucleotide messenger RNA. RefSeq names its product TRAPP complex core subunit. The record is from RefSeq and is a predicted model, not a curated record. The transcript has a single exon. Gene Ontology annotation, biological process: endoplasmic reticulum to Golgi vesicle-mediated transport; intra-Golgi vesicle-mediated transport. Gene Ontology annotation, cellular component: TRAPP complex; cytosol; cis-Golgi network membrane. Bases 1 to 420 code for a protein of 139 amino acids. Lineage: Eukaryota; Fungi; Ascomycota; Pichiomycetes; Serinales; Debaryomycetaceae.